Messenger RNA from Clarias gariepinus (North African catfish), 1284 nucleotides. RefSeq names its product galectin-3. The transcript has 5 exons. Gene Ontology annotation, biological process: macrophage chemotaxis; negative regulation of extrinsic apoptotic signaling pathway; monocyte chemotaxis. Bases 38 to 1105 code for a protein of 355 amino acids. NCBI's taxonomy places the organism in Eukaryota, Metazoa, Chordata, Actinopteri, Siluriformes, Clariidae. Gene Ontology annotation, molecular function: laminin binding; IgE binding; carbohydrate binding. Gene Ontology annotation, cellular component: immunological synapse; nucleus. The record is from RefSeq and is a predicted model, not a curated record.
CGUUGUGUUUCCCAAUCUGCUUUGCACUUUAACAGAUAUGAUGAACUGCCCGUCAACUGGACAACAAGGCAACUGUAUGUGGCCUUGUCAGAGCACUCAGCAACCAGGGGCCCCAGUGUGGCCCAGUCAACCAUACCAACCAUGCUGGCCUUAUCAGCCCAACCAAGCUAACUGGCCUGGGAUGCAGCCCAGUGUACCGAACUGGCCAGCUUACCAGCCUGCACAACCCCCCCAAUCAGUUUGGCCAAGUCCUAGUCAACCCAUCCAACCAAACCAACUCUUGCCACCAGGUCAACCAAACCAACCCUUCUUACCAAGCCAACCAAUGACGCCAAGUCAACCAAGUCAACCAAUGACACCAAGCCAACCCUUCUCACCAAGCCAACCAAUGAUGCCAAGUCAACCAAUGACACCAAGUCAACCAAAUCAACCAAUGACACCAAGCCAACCCAUCUCACCAAGCCAGCCAAUGCCACCAAGCCAACCAGUGCCACCAAAUCAACCAAUGCCACCAAAUCAACCAAUCCAGCCUGUCCCACCAGGCCAAGCAAUAUGGCCCUCACAACUACCCAGCCCUUCUUCCCCAUCAUGGCAUGGAAAUCCUGGCCAGCCAGGUUGGCCUAAUCAGGGCUCCACUGGCGUUCAUCAGUAUUCAUGGCCUCCUGUCCCAUACACAGCACCUGUGUCAGUGCCUUUCAACAUGAAUUUUCCCAGAGGCAUCUAUGAUAAGCUGAUGCUUACAAUAAGAGGACAAGUAAAGCCUGAUGCAAAAAUGUUUACUGUUAAUUUCGUACAAGGAAAUGACAUCGCCCUGCAUAUCAACCCACGUUUCAAUGAGAGGGGAAAGCAGGUUCUUGUUCGCAACCACAAGCUGGGGGAUCAGUGGGGACCAGAGGAGAGAUCGCUCCUAGCACCAUUCCCCUUUGCCGCAGGACAACACUUUGAGAUGAAGAUCCUCUGUACAACUGAAGAAUUCAAAGUGGCGGUCAAUAACACACCUGUAUUUGACUUCAAGCACCGCAUCAGGGAGGUGAACCAGAUCGAUCGUAUCAACAUCCUGCAUGAUGUCAUUCUUACAUCCGUCAAUGUGGACACUCUUCCUUGAGACACAACCACAUAACUGCUGUCUCUAUCUUACCUUUGUGUAGAACAGUUAGGAACAAGAUUACUUGUGCAGUCCCUUAAAAGAUGUAGUUGAAUAAUGACAGGUCUUUGUUAUUCCGAAGUUCUUGACGUUCUAACUGAAGGGUUGUUGUUCAUCUCUCACUUCGCAAAUGUAGACAU